Fukomys damarensis (Damara mole-rat) is the source of this 795-nucleotide messenger RNA. Its product is annotated as ATP-binding cassette sub-family C member 11-like. The record is from RefSeq and is a predicted model, not a curated record. The coding region runs from base 226 to 795 and encodes 189 amino acids. Gene Ontology annotation, biological process: transmembrane transport. The transcript is spliced from 5 exons. NCBI's taxonomy places the organism in Eukaryota, Metazoa, Chordata, Mammalia, Rodentia, Bathyergidae. Gene Ontology annotation, cellular component: membrane. Gene Ontology annotation, molecular function: ATP binding; ABC-type transporter activity; purine nucleotide transmembrane transporter activity.
CUCUAUCCGGGAAAUUAUCCUUAGGCUCUCUGGCAACAACACCGGAAUGUUGGAGGAAUUAGGUUCAUCACUCGCAACACAGCACGGGUCUCUUCAGCAAUCCCUUCGGCUACAGGUCUCAAUCCCGGGCGUAAGACAGCGGCAGCAGCCUGGGCUAGGCUUCGCCGCCUUUGGGAUGAAGAAGUCUCAAGGCAUGGGUGUGAAAAGGCUUCUUUGCUUCGAGUGAUGCUGCGAUUCCAAAGGACCAGGAUGAUUUUCAGUGUAUUUAUGAGCUGGUGCUUCUGUGUUAUGAGUAUAGUAGGACCAAUGCUGGUUAUACCAAAGAUCCUAGAGUUUUCCGAAGACCAGUCAGGGAAUAUCGUCUAUGGUGCGGGCCUCUGCUUUGCCCUUUUCCUCACUGAGUGUCUGAAGUCUCUGAGUUUGUGCUCCUGUUGGAUCAUCAACCAGCGCACAGCCAUCAGGUUUCAUGCAGCCAUUUCCUCUUUUGCCUUUGAGCAGCUCCUGCAGUUUAAAUCUCUGACACACAUCACCUCUGGAGAGGUUUUCCGCUGCCCCAUGAGUUUCUUUGACACAACUCCAAUAGGCCGACUCUUGAACUGCUUUUCGGGGGACUUGGAUGAGCUGGACCAGUUGUUGCCCAUUGUUGCUGAGGAGUUCCUGCUCCUGUUUUUGAUGGUGACCCCCAUUCUGCGGGUCACCAGUGUGCUGUCCCCAUACAUCCUGUUGAUGGAAGUCAUUAUAGUCAUUGCUUGCCUUAUUUAUUAUGUGAUGUUCAAGAGAGCCAUCAAUGUGUAA